AGCACACACACACACACCUCCAGUUGGUGAUAUGGUGCCGUAGUCCUAGGGUCUAACCAGCUGCACAACAUGAUGAGUGGGAACGAAGGCCAGAUCGCCGAGUUCUACCGGGGCCGCCACAUCUUGGUCACGGGGGCGACGGGCUUCAUGGGCAAAGUAUUGGUACAAAAGCUUCUCUACUCAUGUCCCAACCUGGAAAAGAUCUACCUACUCAUGAGGGAGAAGCGGGGACAGGAUGUGAGCAAACGACUCGAGAAACUGACUAGUGCAGCGAUAUUUGACUCGCUGAGGAAGAACCACGCAGAGAGGUUGGAGAAGCUGGUAGCGAUGACAGGGGAUAUCACACAGCCGGAGCUGGGACUGAGCGAAGAAGAUCAACGGACGCUGCAGGCCAACGUGUCGGUGGUGUUCCACUCAGCUGCCACUGUCAAGUUUGACGAGGCACUCAAACUUUCGGUCGCUAUGAACCUACAAGGCACCAAGACACUCACACAACUGUGUUUGAACAUGCCGAAACUGGAGGCUUUUGUGCACGUGUCGACAGCGUACUGCAACUGUGACCGCAGCGAGGUACACGAGGUCGUCUACGCUCCACCUGCAGACCCAGAGAAGAUUAUGCAGCUGGUAGAGUCCUUGGACGAGGAUAUUCUGGAUUCCAUGACAGACAAGAUCAUUAAGAAUCGACCAAACACAUACACGUUUACCAAAGCACUUGCAGAACAUGUGUUGUUGAAACAGUCCGCCCGUCUUCCCAUUGCCAUCAUCAGACCAUCAAUAGUGACGGCGUCGUGGAAGGAGCCGUUGCCAGGCUGGGUUGACAACCUGAAUGGCCCGACAGGUCUACUGGCCGGCGCAGGCAAGGGAGUGCUGCGGACCAUCAUGUGUCAUAGAGAGAAAGUGGCGGACAUCAUCCCUGUAGACAUGGCCAUCAACCUGAUGAUCACAGUGGCUUGGCACACGGCUACCACUAGACCCAACCGCCUCGUGGUGUACAACUGUACGUCAGGAGUGACUAACCCCAUUUACUGGCGCAACAUCGAGUCGUGGGGACACGAGUACCUUGUCAAACACCCUUUCAGCGGAGUCCUGUGGUAUCCCGGGGGAAGUUUCAAGAGCAGUCGGCUGCUCAACUCACUCUGUGUCUACGUGUUCCAUCUUGCACCAGCGUGCGUACUCGAUGCCUUCUCCUUACUCACUGGACAGAAACCAAUAAUGCUCAAAAUCCACAAGAAGCUGCAGAGAGCGGUGACUUGUUUGGAGUAUUUUACGACUAACGAGUGGAAGUUCAUGAACGACAACAUGGCACAGCUGAUGAAGGAAAUGCAUCCGGCUGACCGGGAAAAGUUCAACUUCAACAUCUCGGACCUGAAUUGGAAAACCUACAUUGAGUCGUAUGUGCUUGGAACACGGAAAUACAUAUUGAAAGAGGACCCAUCCACCAUUGAUACUGCUAAGGUUCACUUAAGGAGGAUGUACUGGGCGCACAGGCUCAGCCAGAUGGUGAUUUUUGCACUCAUGUGGCAGGUCGUCCGUUCAGGAAAACUGACAGCUCUCGGGUACAAUCUGCUAAGCCAAGUCCUUCAUCUGAUAAAACCCUUGUGACAAACAUCAUCAGCUAUAGGGAAAAGGAACUACUACGUCAUCCGUCACCAAGCACAUUAAUCAGCAAAAAUCUGUUCUUCAAACACAGCACGAAGAACAACGUGGAAAUGAGGUUUUAACUAAAAAUCCUCAAUUGAUGAAUGGAAAGAAUAUUUUUCAACAAUUGAAGAUCAAAGCAUGUGUUUGGGGAUAUUUAUUAUUACAUAUAGUGUAUAUUGUAAUUUAAUUUUAUAUAAAUAAUUAAUAGUUUAAAUACAGUAUUAUUGUUUUUCAA
Molecule: messenger RNA, 1876 nt
Organism: Macrosteles quadrilineatus (aster leafhopper)
Lineage: Eukaryota; Metazoa; Arthropoda; Insecta; Hemiptera; Cicadellidae
Product: putative fatty acyl-CoA reductase CG5065
Exons: 9
Coding region: 70-1602 (510 amino acids)
Biological process (GO): long-chain fatty-acyl-CoA metabolic process
Cellular component (GO): peroxisome
Molecular function (GO): alcohol-forming very long-chain fatty acyl-CoA reductase (NADP+) activity
Source: RefSeq, a predicted model, not a curated record